Microthlaspi erraticum is the source of this 750-nucleotide messenger RNA. The record is from the annotation of a GenBank genome assembly. NCBI's taxonomy places the organism in Eukaryota, Viridiplantae, Streptophyta, Magnoliopsida, Brassicales, Brassicaceae.
AUGUCUGGUGGUGUUAUAGAAACCGAUGGAGGUUUGGCUAUUGGCAACAACAGUGGUGCACAGACUACAACCCUUAGUGGGAAUGAAACCGAUGGAGGUUUGGCUAUUGGCAACAACAGUGGUGCACAGACUACAACCCUUAGUGGGAAUGGUCAGUCACUUUCUGUUCCAUCUUUGCCUAGCAAUAUAAGCGCAGGACUUACACCUGACAAAUUUGAUGGUACAAAUUUCAAGCAAUGGCAGCAAAAGAUGCAUUUCUUUCUGACCACGCUGAACUUAGCAAGGUAUCUCGUUGAGACAAAACCUGAGCUACCAUCGGAUAACACAGAUCCACGUGUUCUCUUGACCGUGGAAAACUGGACUCAAGGAGAUUUCUUGUGCAAAGACUAUAUUCAAAAUCGCUUGGUGGAUCAACUGUAUAAUGUUUACAGUGAGGUCAAAACUUCCAAGGAGCUAUGGAACGCCCUGGAAAAGAAGUACAAGACAUUCAAUGUAGGCUCAGGAAAAUUCGCUGUUGCGAAAUUUCUUAACUUUGUCAUGUUGGACUCAAAACCCAUCAUGGAUCAAGUGCAUGAGCUACAAAUGAUAUUGCAAGAGAUAUCAGAUGAAGGAAUGGAGAUCUGUGAGACAUUCACAGUGAAUUGCUUCAUUGAGAAGCUUCCCCCUGGUUGGGCAGACUUCAAGAAUUAUCUUGCAUUCAAGCAAAAGCCUUUGACUUUGGCUAAUUUGACUUCUAGACUGCAAAAUUAG